UGGAAGAGAAGUGGAAGCUCUCUCGCUCUCUCGCUCUCUCGCUCUCUCUCUCUCUCUCUCUCUCGCUCUCUCUGAUCUGAGCGUAAGAAGGUUUCUAUCUGAGUAAAUCUGCGACGACAAUGCCUUGAGGGAUGGUUUCUCUGCCGAUUUCCAGUGGAACUCGGUGAGAUUCCGGCGAUUGUCGAGUUAAGUUCUUGACCGUUUGGUUUUUUGAUUGUUUCCCGCGAUCGGUAUCCAAGGUGAAGGUUACGACGAGAAAGCCAAAACUUUUUUAUUGGUUUGAUUUUUUUCCGGUGGUGAUCUUGUGAUUUCUUGUUGACUUAAUUGGCGGAAGUUGUUUGUGAUUGCAGAGUUUUGAUUUGAGUUUAUUUGAUUUGUUUUAUUUUUUGGGAGUUAAUAGACUGGUUCUUCUGAAAAGAAUUGUCAUUUGGUUUUGGUUGUUUAUCGGUUUUAACCGAUACUUCAGUUGUCCGGCAGCCUGAAUCUGUGGUUUCUGGCGGGUUGUUAGAGAAUUUUGGCCUGACGACGGAGAGAUUUCCACCAGAAAAGGUGAAGAUUCGUUCAGAAUGUCAUCUUCAAAUGUGGAGACCUAUUCGGAUAAUCUUCUUUGGUUUAGCGGAAUGCGACAGUGAAGUGAAGCUCUUUUUUGAUUUUACUGAGAGCUUAACAUCUCUAUGAUCUAAUGGCGAAAGCUAGGUUUCUGGAUUCUGAGUCAAGGAAGCACGACAAUGUCCUGAUUAUGAGAUUCUACAGCCGAUAGAUCUGACAUUUAAUAUUUAUCUGCUUGAUUCGAUUUCUUCAGAUGGUUUUUAGGUAUUUCUUUGAUGAACUGAAGAGAAAUAAGGACGAAGUGAAGAGAAAUAAAGAUAUUCCAGAUUUACCAGCUAUGGUUGGUGCACAAGGAUGUGUUAUUCCACAGCUCCGUACUUCUUUCAAUUGUGGCUCUGAAUCUUUCCAGAUAAAUUGGUAUUUACUAGGUUGCAUGUUAUUGGCAAGAAAUAAAAACCUGACCAGUGAUGACAUACUUGACAAGGGAACUGACAUGCCUAGUUUGGAUCCUAUAAAGUUAAAGAAAAUGAAACACACAGUUACAGAACACUCAGGUGAUAAAACGGGCCGAGCUUCUGAUGACAGUUUCUUACCUGGCCUUAAUGAUGAUAUGGUACUAGAUAUUCUUGCUUGGACCAGCAGGGCUGAUUACCCAUCACUUGCAUGUGUGAAUAGAAAAUUUAAGUCAUUGGUUUCUAGUGGAUAUCUGUACAAACUGAGGAGGCAUUUGGGUGUCAUAGAGCAUUGGGUAUAUCUGGCAUGCAUUAGCAUGCCAUGGGAAGCUUUUGAUCCUGUAAGAUGCAAAUGGAUGAGGUUACCUGCAUUGCCAUGUGACGUUUGCUUUAGUUCUGCAGAUAAGGAAUCUCUUGCUGUGGGAACUCAGCUACUUGUCUUUGGUCAAGAGUUAACAGGAUUUGCAAUUUGGAAGUAUAGCUUGAUUACACAUGAAUGGUCUAGAUGUCCCCUGAUGAACCUAUCUCGCUGUUUGUUUGGUUCCAGCAGCCAUGGAGAAAUUGCUAUUAUUGCAGGGGGAAGUGAUAAGGAUGGAAAUGCUUUGAAGUCUGCUGAGUUUUAUAAUUCUGAGCUGGGUGUUUGGAAAAACUUGCCUGAUAUGAACUUACCACGUAAAAUGUGUUCAGGCUUCUUUAUGGAUGGAAAGUUCUAUGUCAUUGGGGGAGUGUCGGGCUCCGAGUCCUUAACUUGUGGUGAAGAGUAUAAUAUUGAGACAAGGACAUGGAGGAGGAUAAAUGACAUGUACCCUUGUCCCAAAAGACCUUUGCAGUGUCCUCCUCUGGUUGCUGUUGUCAAUAAUCAACUCUAUGCUGCUGAUCAAACAACAAAUGAGGUCAAGAAAUAUAACAAGAUGAAUAAUACAUGGAGUGUUGUGGGAAGGUUGCCUCUCAGGGCUGAUUCUAAUAAUGGCUGGGGUUUAGCAUUCAGGGGAUGCGGUGACAAGUUAUUGGUGGUAGGUGGACAACUAGGGUGUGGAUAUGUUGUGCUCCACUAUUGGUGUCCUGAGGAUGGCAACAAUGGAGAAACAGAGUGGAAGGUGCUUUCCGUCAGGGAGCGAUCAGGUGCUUUCGUGUGUAACUGUGCAGUGAUGAGUUGCUAAAGCUCAUUGCCAUGUUUAUUUUGGAUCUUAAUAUUCUGCUGGAGAAUGCCAGAUGCUUCAUCAAAUUGGAGAAGCAAUUAUGUUUUCAUGGUGUUCUCUAUUUAAUAACUUACAUUUAUUCUAAUACCCUUUAUUCGAUUUCCUGGAUAUCAGAUAAUCAGAAUAUAUCAUUUAAUAACAUGGAUUCUUCUUUUCUCA
Molecule: messenger RNA, 2359 nt
Organism: Nelumbo nucifera (sacred lotus)
Lineage: Eukaryota; Viridiplantae; Streptophyta; Magnoliopsida; Proteales; Nelumbonaceae
Source: RefSeq, a predicted model, not a curated record